Molecule: messenger RNA, 513 nt
Organism: Protopolystoma xenopodis
Lineage: Eukaryota; Metazoa; Platyhelminthes; Monogenea; Polystomatidea; Polystomatidae
Source: the annotation of a GenBank genome assembly
AUGAGCCGGAUUAAACCGGCUGGUCAUUGUGUCAGGUUGUGUGUGAGGCGAGCUGAAGACCGGUGGAGAGAAGAGACACACCUGCACACUUGCGCGUGCGCCUUGUGCAAACUGACCGCCGUCGUCUGGGCUACCCCAAUUGGGAUCAUCAAGUGCCGGGCUGACGGGGCCGACCAGAUCCCAUGGCCCGAGGCCGCUAGGCCUCAGAGUGGACGCGGCCCGGACGGCCUGGAACGAAAAGGUCCAGACCAUCCACUCUGCCGGACCGGGUCUACCGAAGGAAGAGAGGCGGACCGGUACCCCCACACCGAGGCGCACCAGUCCUCACCCUCCUCGGUGGCCAGAUCUCCCUCUCUGGUGCUCGGUCCCUACUCUUCUCGACCUUGGGCUUCUUCGCUUUGCCGUCUGGUUCGCGUCGAUACCGUCCGCUCAUCGUGUUUGCACAAGUGGUCAAUCGUGCAAAUUCCCCCCCUCCCCCCACUCUCCAUUCCACCCCACCUUUUGGUGUGUUGA